Messenger RNA from Equus quagga, 3313 nucleotides. RefSeq names its product retinol dehydrogenase 7-like. The record is from RefSeq and is a predicted model, not a curated record. The coding region runs from base 275 to 1231 and encodes 318 amino acids. NCBI's taxonomy places the organism in Eukaryota, Metazoa, Chordata, Mammalia, Perissodactyla, Equidae. Gene Ontology annotation, molecular function: oxidoreductase activity. The transcript is spliced from 6 exons.
UGUUGAUUUCUGUAGGGAGGUAGAGGCUGGGGUGUCCUACUUUGCCUUUUUGGUGCUGUAACUCCAUUCUCUUCAAGACUAUUCAAUGGUUUCAGUUACCCACAGUCAGCUGCGGUGCAGAAGCAGAUGAUCCUCCUUCUGAGCUAUCACCAGGAGGUCAGUAGUGGCCUAAUGCUACAACACGAUGCCUACAUCAUUCACUCCACCUCCUCUCAUCAUGUAGGCAUUUUAUCAUCUAACAUCAUCACAAGAAGGGGAAGGACAGAUCUCUGCCAUGUGGCUGUACCCGGCGGCCCUUGUGGGCCUGUGCUACCUCCUGCGCUGGUACCGGGAGAGGCAGGUGGUGAGCAACCUCCGAGACAAGUACGUCUUCAUCACAGGCUGUGACUCGGGCUUCGGGAAUCAGCUGGCCAGGCAGCUGGACCUGCGAGGCUUGAGGGUGCUGGCCGCAUGUCUGACGGAGAAGGGGGCCGAGCAGCUGAGGGACCGGACAUCAGACAGGCUGGAGACGGUGAUCCUGGAUGUGACCAAGACAGAGAGCAUCGCUGCAGCCACCCAGUGGGUGAAGGAGUGCACAGGGGACAGAGGCCUGUGGGGUUUGGUGAACAAUGCUGGCAUUGGUGUGCCAGCUGCACCGAAUGAAUGGCUGACCAAAGAUGAUUUCUUGAAAAUAUUGAACGUGAACUUGAUCGGCCUCAUUGAGGUGACCCUGAGCUUGCUUCCCCUGAUCAGAAAGACCAGGGGAAGAGUAGUCAAUGUUUCUAGCCCAGCUGGGAGACUAUCUGUGCUUGGUGGUGGCUACUGCAUUUCCAAGUUCGGUGUAGAAGCUUUUUCUGACAGCCUGAGAAGAGAGCUUUGUCCCUUUGGUGUUCGUGUUGCUAUCAUAGUACCCGGGAACUUUAAAACAUCCAUUUGCCCUGACAAUGUACAGGAUCUACUCAAGGGGCUCUGGAGCCAAGCGUCCCCAGAGGUGAAGAAGCGCUAUGGAGAUAAGUACUUCGAAGGCUAUUGCCAGUAUUACAAUAAACUCACAUCUCUAGGACAGAAGGAUCUGAGCCUGGUCACCAACUGCAUGGAGCACGCCCUGACCGCCGUCCACCCUAGUAUCCACUACUCUGCUGGCUGGGACGCCGUAUGCUUCACUCUCCCUCUGUCUUGUUUACCAACAUCUGUGGCGGACUUUAUUCUUAGUCUUUUUGCAAAUGCGGUCAGGCCCGCUGAUGCUGUGUAGUCUGCGAGUUCGGCCUACACAGCUGAUUUUAGAUGGGGGGCAAAAGGUCAGGUUUCCUCCUGGGAGGAGAAAGAACCAGGGGAACACGCAGCUGUCUACUUCAGCUGGUUCCUAGAGGCCCUGUCAUAUUUUAGUUCACAAAUUCCCAGAUAACUUCUCUCAAAAACUACUUGGUGAGCACCUCCCACGUUCCAGGCACAGUUCCAGGUGCUGAAGAUUCACGCACACCCAAAACAAAGAUUCCUGCCUCGUAGUACUCAGAUUCUGGCCAGAUCAUCCCAGUGCAGGAUGACUCUGCUGAGAGAAUUAUUAAAACUCAAAGGGCCAUGGGGUCUCUUAACUGCUGUAAAAGAUAUGUGCAAGGUCAUAGCUCCUAACUAGAAAAUCAUACAUGAUUGGUGACAUUGUAUUUCAGAUAUAAAUUCUUUUUCUUUAGCAGUUUUUUUUUGUACCUUGGCUUUCUGAAAAUUAAUCAUUAAAUUAUUUUCUCAAAUAAAGUAAUAAAUAACUUAGUCCUUUUCUUCUAAACUCUUAAUACUGAGACUUAAGUACCCCUGCCCGGAUUCUCUGGCAGUGACCAUCUCCUGACUCUCCUGUGAAAGCCUUCCCACGUCCUUGCCUUGUUUUUGACCCCUGCUCUGCCACUGACCGACCUCACUCUCCUUCCCUCACCCACUCCUCUCAGUUCUGCCCCUCCCUCCCUAGCUUUGGGGGAGUAAGCUGGGUGUCAGGAGCUUUGGGAGUCAAAAGGGCUGAGGUGAGGCCCCAGCUCUGCUGCCUCCAACCGUGUAGCUCUGGGCAAAGGAACUGCUCCUGCCUCUUCCCUCAUCUCUUAAAUGAGAAGAAUAUUGCCCCACAGGUUUGUUUCAAGAGUUCAAAGAGAAGAUAAACUGACGUGCUCAUAAAUGGGUCCUUCCUUCGCCCUCUGGAGGAUGUUCAGGGGAGUUACGCUUCAAAUAUUCUAAAAGACUCAUUUAUCCUGGUGUCUCUUGUGGCAAUUUCUAAUUGGAUGAUGUUUUGUGCCUGUCACACUAGGUCCACUUCUUAACAUAUCUAGCUCAUACGAUAAUACUAUGAGGUAGGUGUCCUCUUAUUAUCCCGACUUGAUGAUGUGAAAACUGAAACUGAGAGAGGCUCAGUUCUCAGAAUUCUGAGAAUCCCCAGCUCAGAGCAGGGACUGUCUCAGGUCUCCUGACCUCAGAUCCCAAGGCUGCCUAAAUGGAUGAGUAGAGCUCUGGUGCUGUGCCAACCUUUCUGUUCCUACAGUGAUAAAACUAUGCUUUUCUCAUAUUGAAAACUUUUGCAUUUGAUGUCUCAUGCAGACUGUCCUUAGGGAUUUCAAAGAGAAAAUAACGUCUCUACUGGAAUUACUGCUAUGUUUGGAGACAUGGGAGUUUGCUGUUUCAGAUAAUACACUCAUUCUACCGGGAUUAUCUCACUUCACAAAUUAGAGCAUCAUGAUUUCUUGCUAUCUUUGAUUCCAAAGGCCUGGGCCUCAUUAACUAGAUGGUUACAGAUGAAACUUGUCACUGCUGUUGUGCAUUUAUUUGCAAUAAAUAUAGUUCUAAAAUGGGGCAUGCAACAAAUCAAGCCAUCAUAAAUAGAUGAUCACAUGUCAGGGUCCUCCUAAGUUGCAGAUUUGCUAUACACUUGAAUAUCACUACCAUACAAAUAGUGAGUGAAAAGAGUGAAAUAAGUGAGGUACAUGAUUUCACAGAUAAGUGAUUUCAUGGCCCUGAAGAGCAGGGCAUUGAACUUCAAAGUUCUGAUGGCAGAAUAAAGACUACCUCAUUUCUUCCGACAAUUUGGCAGCUGUAAAAAACCCUUUGAAUAAAUAAUUUCACUUGUGGGAACCUAGCUUAAGAAACACAAUGACAGCAAUGUUUUAUUGAGUAACUACUAUGUCCUAAGCACUGUGCCAGAUGCUGAAGGUACAAAGAAAAGUAAAAUACAUCUCUGGUUUCAAGACGGCAGCAGACAGACCAUGCUGUAUUCUUAACCUCUACAUUUAAUCCUAGAAGAGGAAGAGAGGGAGAAAGACCAUAUAAGAUGUCCAAUAUGCUUUCUUGAAGAACAUGUACG